Messenger RNA from Candida dubliniensis CD36, 411 nucleotides. RefSeq lists its product as uncharacterized. The transcript has a single exon. NCBI's taxonomy places the organism in Eukaryota, Fungi, Ascomycota, Pichiomycetes, Serinales, Debaryomycetaceae. Bases 1 to 411 code for a protein of 136 amino acids. The record is from RefSeq and is a predicted model, not a curated record.
AUGCAGCGCAGCUGGCUCCAGUUGAUAUCCAUAGUGUCACGCAAUAUUAUCGAUGACUUGAAAAGUAACAUUCUCAACAAGCCCCCGAUUCUACUAAUCCUCAACCCGGACUCGUUUGAACCACCCUUCACGAAUGGGUUUGACGAGUACUUUAAUGUCACAUCGACCGCACUCCUCGGCCAGUACUCAAACAGUAAAGCUGCGAACUAUGCCAUUGUUGCGUUAUCGAUUGUUCUAGCCGGUCUAGACAUUGUCUACAGCAUAAUACGGCUCUCGAUCUCAACGAUGUUAAUGGGGGCGUUCUUUGGGAGUCUCCUAUUCUUUGGACUCUGGUUUGUCGUGACUGCGUCCAGAAGAUGGAAGUUGGUGGUGCUCUUGUUUCAAAAUAACGACUACAAUGUACUAUACUAG